GAGCCGCCGGCAGCCGCCCGCCCGCGACCGGCCUGCGGCGGCUCGGAGGGGCCCGGAGCAGCGGGGAGCGCCCGGCUCCGGCCGCCCAGCCCGGGAGCAGGCGCUGGCCGCGUAGGGGAAGCAGCAUCUCGGCGGAGACCGGCGCUAGGAUGGUUCCCCCACCGCCCCUCAACAAGCCCCAUGUCUGCCUCUCCACUGUCCUCAUCAUGAGCAGCUUGGUGCUGAUGGAUGCUUACCUGGUGGAGCAGAAUCAGGGCUCCCGGAAACUGGGCAUCGGCCUGAUGGUCUCGGUGGGCGACCUUUGCUUCCUGCUGGUGCUCCGGUACAUGGCGGUCUGGGUCGGGGCCGAGGCGAGGACAGCCAAGCGUGGCUACGCCAUGAUCCUCUGGUUCCUUUACGUCUUUGUGUUGGAGAUCAAGGUCUACUUUGUCUACCAGAACUACAAGGCGGACCGGAAGACCCUGGACCUUCUGGCACGCAAAGCCCUGACCCUGCUGUUGUCUGUCUGCAUCCCAGCCCUCUAUGUGCUGCUGGUGGCCACCGAGCAUAUGGACUACGUCCAGACCUUCAAGAAGAAGGAGGACCUCCGCAAUCGCCUCUUCUGGGUAAUCAUUGACAUGCUGGAUGUGCUGGACAUCCAGGCCAACCUGUGGGAGCCCCAGAAGAAAGGGCUACCCCUCUGGGCCGAGGGCCUUAUGUUCUUCUACUGCUACAUUUUGCUCUUGACUCUCCCUUGUGUGUCCCUGUGCGAGAUCAGCAUGCAAGGGUUCAGCAUCGUGCCACACCGGAUGAUGCUCUACCCUAUACUGAGCCUGCUCACCGUCAACAUCGCCACCCUCUUCAUCAGGGGGAGCAACAUGGUCUUCUUCAGGGACGCCCGGGUCUCGGGCAUCUUCAUGGGCAAGAACGUGCUGGCCCUCGCGCUGAAGCUCUGUAUGUUUGUGCAGUACCGGAAGCAGCUGCGCCACAUGCCAGCAGGGUUCAGCGCUGAGCCCCAGCACAGCUCCAUGCCCCAGCCCCAGCCUGCCUUGCAGCUGCUGAAAUCCCAGAACCAGACGCCCGGCCCCAAGGCCCUGGUUUGGGGGAACACGUGACCUGAGGUGGGCAUUGCAGACUGGAGCCUAACGAUGGCAGAGUACUGGCACCUGCCGAGUUCCCACCCAAUGCUGGUUCCUCCAGGCAGUCUGUGAGCGACCCCUCCUUUCUUUGCACGGACAAGCUGACCAGCCAUGUCCCCGCUGAGCAUGGGGCUAGGGAACAGUCACUUCUGGGGCGGCACGGCAUAGAACAGGGCCUUGGCACCACAGCCAAUGGUAGCCAGCCCCCAAGGCCAACUUGUGGACCUUGUGGAGAGGCUAUCAAAGGGGAAUAGGCAGUGCCAGGCAACAGGGUCUAUCCCUGCUUGCUUCCCUGUAUUCCUUCAAUUGCAAUUCCUUCAUCGCGGCGCAAUGGCUCUGUAGUGGGCCUGCUGGGAAUGUCCUGGGGGGACACAAUCUUCAUGCACUCCCUGCACAGUCUAACUGUUCUGCCCUCGAUUGUUUCUCCUGGGCCCCUCUCUGUGUGUCCACACGUUCCGCUGUCCCCCUCGCCCACACACACAUUGCUGCCUGUUCCCUCCUCGGGUGUGCAGGAUUCCCCAGGGGAGUGGUGCCGGUGCCGCCCAGCUCCCAGCCCCAAGACGUCCAAUGGGACUCACUGGCUUGUGGGCCUUCUUCAUGAGCAUCUUCCUUUUUCCAAUAAAUGAGAGUCUAAGCCCUGCAGCCUCCUGGCAUUGGUGUGCAGCUGCUCCCUAAUGCUGUUUGUAUGGAGGCCAGUCGGGAUGAGCAUGAGUCCUGCUCUCUGUGAGGGCUGACAGAAGGCAUGGUGGGUAGGUAGGAUUAUAGGACAACAAGAGCUGGCUCACUGUUAAGGUUGCAACAUGGCUUCUGUUUGAAUUUUCCAUCCUCUCUGAAGCCUACACCCCCAGUCAGAUGGGCUUGGAAAGUGGUCUGCUAGUUCUAGGCCCAGGGGAGAAUGUGGGGUCACUGGAUCAAAGGGUGCCCAAGAUACAGCCCUCCAAAAUGAUUGGUUUUGUAAGACCUCAAUUUCUUAUAACUCAUUUGUUGCAGCUUAGGGACAGACGGGGACCCCUCACUGAGAUCUAGAAGUCGGCCCCAAGAACAAGCUCAGAAACCCAAUUCAGACAGAGUUCUUAGCCUGGAUUUUUGGUUCUCCGGGCUGGUAUGGCAGAUGGCAGUGCCUUCCCCAGGGAUGGCCAGCACCGUGUGCAGUGCUAGAGGUUCUCUGCCAAAACAGCCUACCCUGGUCAGACAGACACUGAAUGAGGAGCCAGGAGACCCUGAGUUCAAGUCUGCUCUUGCACUGAUUGCUACAAACAUUCCUGUGUCUUUCACAACCCGGGCUAGUGACCAAGGCCUUGGACCCCCCCCCCCAUUAGGGGAGGUACAACCACCAGUUGCUCCAUUUUGCAGAUUGGAUAACUGAAGGGUUGAAACUGGUCUCUGAUCUGGCAGACUCAAGUCUGAUUCGCUAAGCCACACUGCCUUCUGGAGAGAAUCCAGGUGCUUGGCCAGCCUGUCUGACCCCUGCUGUGAUCACUAGGUAUAAGCUUCCUCCUCCCCAUUCCCCACAGCCAGCAGUAGGAACCAGGGUCCCUUCCAGAGGGGAACCAACACUAGCCAUAUGCUCGCUGAGUGAGCCAAAUCUCUGGGCUUGGCGGUGCUGUCUACAUUGGGGGCUGCUCCGGCACACCCACCUCCACAGAGCUCCGAGACUGCAAUAGGAUCAGAGCACCUUACUUGUCCCUAACAGACACAGCCACUUCCUGUGAGCUCAGCACAUCCCAAAGCCAUACUCCUAUUCAGAGAGCCCCCCAAGCCCCUCAUCGCAGCCUGGGCAGCAGCAAUUGCCCAGGGAGCGCUGGCUGCUGGCAGGCAGAGAUCAGAGUGGGGAGUACAGCGGGGCCUGCA
Dermochelys coriacea (leatherback sea turtle) is the source of this 2969-nucleotide messenger RNA. RefSeq names its product transmembrane protein 121-like. The record is from RefSeq and is a predicted model, not a curated record. Bases 150 to 1094 code for a protein of 314 amino acids. Lineage: Eukaryota; Metazoa; Chordata; Testudines; Dermochelyidae. The transcript has 2 exons.